AUGAGCGACGACGGUCACGAGUACAGUCCGUACUCGAUUGCGCGGGACGUCGCGUUGCCGCACUGUUGUCUGCGCAAGGCGGACGCCGAGAGCAGCGUCACCGCGGAACUUGGCGGUAUCACCGUGGCGUCGUGGCCUCUCUCGACCGAGACCGUCGCAGCGCUCACGACCAAGUACUCUGGCCGCAUACCGGCGCAAGAUGUCACCAUCAGUGGCCUCGGCAUUGCCGAAAACGAGUAUUUUUCCGAAUCCGACAUUCUCAGCAACUUUGAUCCGUAUCCCGACGGCGACGAGUUCGGCAUGACGUUCAGCAUGUCACUGGCGCAUGUGGCGAUCGACGCGACCGGCGACGCGUCGACGUUCAAGCCGGCAACGCAGCGACCGCCACGCUACACGUUUGCUACGGUUGUCUACUUCUUUCCGUCCAACUGCGUCGGCGGCGCCGUCACGAUCUCGCAUGGCCACCGGACGACGACGUACGAGGCACUUGACGCGCCAAUUACGUCGGGACAUCGGUCGUUUGCUGUGUAUCACGCCGUCUACGAUCUUGCGGACUUUGACUAUGCCGUAAAGCCGCGGUACGCACCCCCGCCACUGCCAUCGCUCCAAGAACUCCAACUCGCCGCUCGCCGCUUUGAGCCCGAUGGCCACAAUAGUGUCAUGAUCCGGCUUGCGACGCGCAGUGCGACGCCGACGUUUGGUCCGCUCACGGGUCCUGACAAGGCAAUUCUCGACCUGCUACUUGCAGCCGACGUCUUUGACAUUGCCAUUCGGUGA
This is a messenger RNA of Saprolegnia diclina VS20, 777 nucleotides long. RefSeq lists its product as hypothetical. The coding region runs from base 1 to 777 and encodes 258 amino acids. The transcript is spliced from 3 exons. The record is from RefSeq and is a predicted model, not a curated record. Lineage: Eukaryota; Oomycota; Saprolegniomycetes; Saprolegniales; Saprolegniaceae.